CACGUCAGCGCUGCCAGCGUGGAAACGGCGGCGGGGCGCGGGAGGCGGAAGUAGCGCGGGCAGCGCCGUCUCCGUCGGGCGCGCCGCCUUCCCAGCCAUGGACGCGGCCCCGGAGAAGCAGAUAGCAGACCCCACCUUAGCUGAGAUGGGAAAAAACUUGAAGGAGGCCAUGAAGAUGCUGGAGGACGGGCAGAGAAGAACUGAGGAGGAAAAUGGAAAGAAGCCCCCGGCAGGAGACAUUCCCGGGCCGCUCCAAGGCAGUGGACAAGACAUGGUGAGCAUCCUCCAGCUGGUGCAGAAUCUGAUGCAUGGAGAGGAAGAUGAGGAACCCCCAAGCACCCGAAUCCAGAAUAUUGGAGAACAAGGCCAUAUUGCUUUGUUGGGGCAUAGCCUGGGAGCUUAUAUUUCAACUCUAGACAAAGAGAAGCUGCGAAAACUUACAACUAGGAUACUUUCAGACACUACACUGUGGCUCUGCAGGAUUUUCAGGUAUGAAAACGGCUGUGCUUAUUUCCACGAAGAAGAGAGAGAGGGGCUUGCGAAGAUCUGUCGGCUCGCCAUUCAUUCUCGCUAUGAAGACUUCGUGGUGGAUGGAUUUAACGUGCUGUACAACAAGAAGCCCGUCAUUUAUCUCAGUGCAGCCGCUAGGCCUGGCCUGGGCCAGUACCUUUGCAACCAGCUGGGCCUGCCCUUCCCCUGCCUGUGCCGUGUGCCCUGCAACACGAUGUUUGGGUCACAGCAUCAGAUGGAUGUCGCUUUCCUGGAGAAACUGAUCAAAGAUGAUAUCGAACGAGGAAAACUUCCCCUGUUGCUUGUCGCAAAUGCUGGGACCGCAGCUGUGGGCCACACGGACAAGAUCGGCCGCCUGAAAGAGCUGUGUGCGCAGUACGGCAUCUGGCUCCACGUGGAGGGGGUGAAUCUGGCAACGUUGGCCCUGGGCUAUGUCUCCUCGUCAGUGCUGGCCGCAACCAAGUGCGACAGCAUGACCCUGAGCCCUGGCCCCUGGCUGGGCCUGCCCGCCGUUCCUGCAGUCACGCUUUACAAGCACGAUGACCCGGCCUUGGCUUUAGUGGCGGGCCUGACAUCGAAUAAGCCUUCAGACAAGCUCCGGGCCCUGCCCCUGUGGCUGGCUCUCCAGUACCUGGGCCUGGACGGGAUCGUGGAGAGGAUAAAGCACGGCUGUCAGCUGAGUCAGCGGUUGCAAGAGAAUCUGAAGAAAGUGAGCAGCAUCAAGAUCUUGGUAGAGGAUGAGCUCGCCUCUCCCGUCGUGGUGUUCCGAUUCUGCCAGGAGUCCCCAGGCUCAGCGUCAGAUUCGGCACAGAAAGCUGUCCCAGCACCCGGCACAGGGCCUGCCACCAUGGUCCGGGAGAGGCACUGCUGUGACGCCCUGAACCGCUGGCUGGGAGAGGAGCUGAAGCAGCGGGUGCCCGCGAGCGGCCUCACCGUCAUGGACCUGGAGGCGGAGGGCGUGUGCCUGCGCUUCAGCCCGCUGACCACGGCCGCGGUUUUAGGGACUCGGGUGGACGACGUGGACAGACUCGUGGGCUGCAUCGAGACGGAGCUGCCCCUGCUCAGCUGCACUCUGCGGCUGCGGGAGGAGUUCCGGCAGGAGGUGGAGGCCACAGCCAGCCUCUUAUACGUGGAUGACCCCAACUGGCCUGGAAUCGGGGUGGUCAGAUACGAGCAUGCAGGUGAUGACAAGAACAGCCUGCAGCUGGACCCAGAGGGGGACAAGAUUCACACCGGGCUCCUGAAGAAGCUAAAUGAACUGGAGUCGGACCUUGCAUUUAAAAUGGGCCCUGAGUACAAGAGCAGGAAGAGCUGCAUCUACGUCGGCAUGGCCAGCGACGACGUCGACAUUGUGGAGCUCGUGGAGACCAUCGCGGCCACCGCCCGAGACAUCGAGGAGAACUCCAGGCUCCUGGAGAACAUGACCGAGGUCGUCCGGAAAGGGAUCCAGGAAGCGCAGGUCCAGCUGCAGAAGGCCAACGAGGAGCGGCUGCUGGAGGAGGGGGUGUUACGGCAGAUCCCUGUCGUCGGGUCCGUGCUGAACUGGUUUUCUCCCGUGCAAGCCUCCCAGAAGGGAAGAACCUUUAACCUCACAGCAGGCUCCCUCGAGUCCACGGAGCACACCUACGUCUCCAAAGUACAAGGCCCUGGAGUGACCCCGCCACCGACCCCCUCAGGAGCACGCACGAAACUCAGGCUCCCAGGCCACAAGCCCUUCAGAAAGUCCCCGAAAAGCUCCGAUGCUCUGAGUGAGACCAGCUCUGGCAGCCACACAGAAGACUUGGAGAAGGAGCCCCCGCCUGGGUGCAGUGCCCUGGAGGCCGCCAGCCCUGAGGAGCAGCAGCCUGCGGCCAGCACCCCCCAGGAGGCCGAGCAGCCCGGGAUCCUCCGCAAUGGCGCCCAGCCCCCCGGGGAGAGUCGCCCACAGGUAGCAGAGCUGGAGAGCUUGAGAUAAGAGUCGGUGUUGGCUGGGAGACUGUGCCGAGUGUCACUUUCAGGGAAGUUGCAGUUGUGUUGAGAAUGUGAACCGUGCCGCGUGCCGAGACCAAGAGAAAUGACUGUUCUUUGCAUUGGCCUGGGGUUUUGCACGGGUGGAUGCCAGAAAGCCAGGCUUUGGGAGGGGGCAGUUGACUUGUAUCGUGGGUACCUGGAGCCGCCCCAGAAUCUGUUCACCCAGCUCCAUGGAGUCAGGUCGCCCCCACUCCGAUUACCCGAGAACACUGAGUUUGAGGUGCCAGCCGCCUGAAACCCCGCUCCUGCCCUCACCCUAAGCGUCAGCAGUGACUAGUUUGCACAUCCGACUCUGGGAAGCCGCCGUCUGCAGUGCCCCAUUCCCUGCCGUGGGCCUCAGCAGGUGAUACUGGGCUCGGAGGAGAACCGCACUCAGGGGGAUGGUGAUGCAGUGUCGCGGGCCCGCGCGUUCCACCCAGCGGCUGCUUUCCCUGGAGAAGAAAGUAAGGACUGUGUCCACCUCGCUGGGGCAGGGCUAGGCAAGCUGCUCAGAGCCUCCCCCUGCCCAGGCACCAUCCUGCCCUGUCUAUAUGUUUGUAAACAAAGUAAGGAACUGUAAAGCCUCUUCUUGACCACAUACAUACGUGUGUGUGUGUGUGUGUGUGAGACCGUGUGUGUGUGAGUGUGUGUGUGUAUUUUUAAACACUGGUAAAGCUUUUAAAUUGGCACACCAAAACCAACUGCACAUUUCUGUUCAAUACUGAAACCCAGUAGAGCUAGUGCUCCUGGAGCCGAAUGCUAAACGCGCCGCGUAGCGCCUCCUUCCCUCCAUUUGGAGCUGAGUAUUCCCUGGCCCUGCUUCCCGCGGGUGCUCCCCUCCCGGGAGGUAGCCGCUCACCUCAAACCAGAACCGGAAAGGCGAUCUUCCCCCGGCCGACGCGCGCAGACUGCCGCCCCUGGAGCUGGAGGGGAGCCCCGAGCGCCCCCGCCUCUCUCCCCAGCGGCCCCGGCACCGUUCACGUACUGUAGGUCUCGGCCUGUGCCUUAGAGCCCCGCAGAGUCCGGCUCGGGGACAGGCGGGGAUCCACAGCGGGUCUGUAGCGGUAGGAGCCUUAGAGUUAGAGCACAUUAGCCUCUGUAAUUAAACUGAUUGGACGUGAUUUUUGACGGUUGGCGCUUGUCACGGGGCAAGUGUUUUCUUUCCCUUUUUGGGGGGUGGGGAGUUUUGCAGAUGAUCUGAGACUUCCCUGUUUCAUUGGUGCAAUGAAGUAUAGCAGAUAAAAGUGGGAGAAGAAAUUACCACCUUUAACGAGAUUGAUUUUUAAAUGCUUUUAUAUUUUGGAAUUGUUAAAUUGGUUUUGCUGAAGCAAAAUUUCACCCUUGAGAUAACACUUGAAUGUUGGUUUCAAUAAAGGUUCUUGAAAUUGUUA
Messenger RNA from Sorex fumeus (smoky shrew), 3890 nucleotides. It is a transcript of the gene PDXDC1, whose product is annotated as pyridoxal dependent decarboxylase domain containing 1. Gene Ontology annotation, cellular component: intracellular membrane-bounded organelle. The record is from RefSeq and is a predicted model, not a curated record. The transcript has 23 exons. Lineage: Eukaryota; Metazoa; Chordata; Mammalia; Eulipotyphla; Soricidae. The coding region runs from base 98 to 2464 and encodes 788 amino acids. Gene Ontology annotation, molecular function: carbon-carbon lyase activity; pyridoxal phosphate binding. Gene Ontology annotation, biological process: carboxylic acid metabolic process.